This is a messenger RNA of Solanum verrucosum, 1329 nucleotides long. Its product is annotated as serine/threonine-protein kinase SAPK1-like. The transcript has 9 exons. Gene Ontology annotation, biological process: intracellular signal transduction; protein phosphorylation. Gene Ontology annotation, molecular function: ATP binding; protein serine/threonine kinase activity. The record is from RefSeq and is a predicted model, not a curated record. Bases 192 to 1202 code for a protein of 336 amino acids. NCBI's taxonomy places the organism in Eukaryota, Viridiplantae, Streptophyta, Magnoliopsida, Solanales, Solanaceae.
UAGUUGAACAACGUAGUACCUGCCAAGAAUGUGUGUCCAAUAAACUCUCAGCUAGUAAACCUCUGAAUAUUUUGAACCCCUUUUGCUCUUACUGUUGAAUAUUGUCAAUUCUGUAAGUCAAUAACAGUAGUGGAGAAAAAAAGUUUGAUUCUUUCUGAAGAAUCUGAAACCCCUUUUGUUUUUUAAUCUUGAUGAUGGAGCGUUAUGAGAUAGUGAAGGAGUUGGGUUCUGGUAAUUUUGGAGUAGCAAAGCUUGUUUGUGACAAGAACACUAAAGAACUCUUUGCUGUUAAGUUUAUUGAAAGAGGCCAAAAGAUAGAUGAACAUGUGCAAAGGGAAAUUAUGAAUCAUAGAUCAUUGAAACAUCCAAAUAUAGUGAGGUUUAAAGAGGUCUUGCUUACACCUACUCAUCUAGCAAUAGUAAUGGAGUAUGCUGCGGGAGGAGAGCUCUUUGCGAGGAUCUGUAAUGCUGGAAGAUUUAAUGAAGAUGAGGCAAGGUUCUUUUUUCAACAACUGAUAUCAGGGGUUAGCUACUGCCAUUUCAUGCAAAUCUGUCAUAGAGAUCUCAAAUUGGAAAACACACUACUUGACGGAAGUGCUGCACCACGUGUCAAAAUAUGUGAUUUUGGGUACUCCAAGUCAUCCGUGUUUCAUUCUCAACCUAAGUCCACAGUGGGGACACCUGCUUAUGUAGCACCAGAGGUCCUAACAAGGAAAGAAUAUGAUGGAGAGCUUGCAGAUGUUUGGUCCUGUGGAGUCACCUUAUAUGUAAUGCUGGUUGGAGCUUAUCCAUUUCAAGAUUCAAGUGAUCCCAAAAACUUUACAAAGACUAUUUCUAAAAUACUCACCGCUCGCUACUCAAUUCCUGAGCAAAUCCAAAUUUCCCUUGAAUGCCGCCAUCUCAUAGCCAGGAUUUUUGUGGCAGACCCUGAGAAGAGAAUAACCAUUCCAGAAAUUAAAAUGCAUCCCUGGUUUUUAAAGAACUUACCAGUGGAACUGAUGGAAGGAGGAAGUUACCAAUGUGCCGAUGUAAAUAACCCUUCCCAGAGCAUGGAAGAAGUUUUGGCGAUAAUACAAGAGGCUAGAGUUCCUUUGCUGGUUGGAGCACAUUCUUAUGGGGGCAGUAUGGAACUUGAUGAAUUGGAUGAAGCUGAUAUUGAAGAUGUGAUCGAAACUAGUGCUGAUUUUGCUGGUCUACUGUGAUGUGUUACACAAUGCUGUAAUUACCAUUAGGGUGAAAGAAAAGAGCAACUGGUAACUGCUGUAAUAUCCUGAGUAGACACUCAAGAGUUCACCCUAUAAUUUGCUGAUAGUUUUUUUUUUCUUUUUC